This is a messenger RNA of Strigops habroptila (Kakapo), 4635 nucleotides long. RefSeq names its product neudesin neurotrophic factor (gene NENF). The coding region runs from base 2707 to 3198 and encodes 163 amino acids. Lineage: Eukaryota; Metazoa; Chordata; Aves; Psittaciformes; Psittacidae. Gene Ontology annotation, cellular component: membrane; endomembrane system. The record is from RefSeq and is a predicted model, not a curated record. The transcript is spliced from 4 exons.
CCAAACCAGGCUGGGAUUCUCUAUACUGAGGACACAGAAGUGUACUGUGUGGUGACAGGGAAACGAGUCUUUUCUACACCACACACUUCACAACGUGAAUUUUCCUACACAAGAAUGAACUAGAUUGAAAAAACAAUUUAAACCAGUCUUGCCAGCUCUCCCCAAGAUACGCACAAUUAAUAUUUUUAAUUGUCAGGUUUUUGCUGCUCAGGGCUGUUUGCAGAACACCAAACCAACGGGCUCGCUUGGCAAGCAGACAGAACUUCUGCAGGGCUCCCACGAAGCCUCACGCAUGCUGCACCAGCCCAGGAGCGGCAGCAAUGGGGUGCUCCGUGAAGAUAAAAGCCAAAACCACAUGUGAGCUGACUCAUGAGCCACCCGUCCACAAAUACCUACGCAGCUAUUUUACUUCCCCAGCACGGAAGUAAUUGUUGAUGUUUCAUCACUGAGAAAAAGCAUGCACAACAUUUCUUGCAUUGAGACGCAACACUUGUAGGGGAGCCCCUGCUCAGCAGACCAUUUCCCUAUGCCUAAGACCCACACUUCGGAGUUAAUAGCCAAGGUUUGAAGUCAUUUGACAACAACGAUGCUAAUAUACAGCUUCUCCUUUCAGAAAGAAAAUGUUUUAGUUCCUGUUACUCGAUUUUCAGAUGUCAGUGGUUCGAAGGCAGGCUCUAACUCACCCCCAAAUCACUAACACGUCAGGCAGAUGUUGGCUGGUAUUCAGCACCUGCAGCCCUCCCCCGGGGAGGCACUAAUAAACAAUUAUUACAGAAUAAAAGGUAAAUCUAUAAUGUGAUUGAAUCAAACCGACAAAUUAGACUUUGCAUAUUUCCCAGCAGCACGGGGCUCUGUGGAAAGCCAUGUAGGGUAUCGGCAGGCAGAGCAACCAGGCAAAUCCAGAGCUCUGCAUGUGAUGGGGGCAUUCACGAGCUGUUUGGUCCAAAGCCUUCCUCAAGGUCCUUCUUCUGCCUUGUAGCGUGUGGAGUCAGCACAUGGACGUGAUGGGCAGCCGGGAGGGGAAGCCUGUUCUGAAGCCCAGCCAUUGUUUAGGCAAUGUAGGCAAACUUCAUUGCUUAAGGAGAAUCACAGGAACAACCAUGUAAACCUUCGCCCUGGCAGGAGCAACACUCAGCUUGCCGCACCAGCAUCAGCCUGCGGCAGUCGGCUCCCUGAUGGAGCUCCCUGGCUUUGCGGGCUUGGCCUGGACCCUCAUGUGGAGGUGUGUCCUCAUGGUUGUCAUCCCCAUACUGUGGUGACAUGCCCUGGAGUUCUCAUCUUGUGCUGCUUUUGUCAUCCAGAAGAGAACGAUGGAGAUGUUGCUCUGGAUUAGCUACUUCAGCUCUGCUUGCACCAGAACUGCCUUUGGAUAGCCUGUGGGUGUUAGCUCAGGCAGCAUGGAACAGGUUUCCUCUGAGGCAAACACAGGGAUUUUAUACAAGAACAGUUUAUAAACAAUCCUUAAAACAAGGAUGUUUCCAUCUCCUGUUUGCUGUCCAGGUCCUUCUCUGAGCUGUUCAGCUUUCACAAAACACUGUACAUGGAGCAGAGGUACCGAACAGGGAUUUGGAUUACAGCCCAGUAGUCGGGAAGACUGGGUGCCAUGGCAUCAAACAUCCGGGCUUUAAAUCCUUGAAGUCCUCACUUGCCAGCAGUACAGUGAGGGAUGUGAUAUAUGGAUCUAAAUUGUGAAAAGGUUCUAAUUUUCUUAAUUCUAUAUAGAGUUACAAACACCAAACUGCUUACUUUUCUGUCAGCCCAGAGUGUUUCCCUGUGUUGUAUUUAUAGCACAGGGAAAUCACAUAAUUUGAGAAUUUCCUAUUUAUUUCCUCCUUCCUUAGGCUAAAAAGACAGUUUUCUUUUUGUUAAAGUCAUAAAAGAUGAAACCUGCCCUUCGUGUGCUGGUUUGUGAACAAAUAUUUAGAACAGCAAUAGAGAAGCUUCAGAGAGGGAGGAGGAUGAAAACUGGGGUCCCUGCGCCGCUCAUGGCCCUUCCUCGGGGCAGCACCGCACGCUUAGAACCACAGAAUUACAGAAUCACAGACUCAACUGGGUUGGAAAAGACCUUUAAGCUCAUCCAGUCCAACCCAUUCCCCAGCACUGCCAAGGCCACCACUAACCCAUGGCACUGAGGGCCUCGGCUACACGGUGUGUGAACACUUGCAGGGACGGUGACUCCAGCCCUGCCCUGGGCAGCCUGUUCCAAUGCCUGAGCACCCUCUGGGGAAGGAAUUGUUCCUCAGCUCCAUGUAAACCUGCCCUGGCGCAGCUUGAGGCCGUUUCCUCUUGUCCCAUCCCUUGUUCCUUGGGAGCAGAGACCAGCCCCCUCCUGGCUCCAUCCUCCUGUCAGGCAGUUGCAGAGAGCGAUCAGGUCCCCCGUGAGCCUUCUCUUCUCCAGACUAAACCCCGCAGGUCCCUCAGCCGUUCCUCAUCACACUUGUGCUCCAGGCCCUGCACCAGCUCCGGUGCCCUUCUCUGGCCCCGCUCCAGCACCUCAGUGUCUCUGUUGCAGUGAGGGGCGCAGAACUGACACAGGACUCGAGGUGCUUCACACUGUUACCCCUUCACACGCAGCAACUGAGCUCACUUCAGCGCGUACGCGCCCGGCCUCGACCCGAACCUCCGCGGGCCCGGCUGCCCGGGGCGGUGCCGGAGGAGGCGGUGCCGGAGGAGGCGGUGCCGGGCCCGCUGCCCCCGCUCGGCGCCAUGGCGGGCGGCGCGGCGCGGGUGCUGCUGGCCGCGCUGCUCGGCGCGCUGCCGGCCCGGCCCGAGCGGGAGCUGCGCUUCAAGCCGCCGGCCGAGGCCUCCGUGCGGCUCUUCACCGAGCCCGAGCUGGCCAGAUACGACGGGCAGCAGGAAGGACAGCCCAUUUACCUGGCGGUGAAGGGAGUAGUGUUUGAUGUCACUUCUGGCAAAGAAUUUUAUGGAAAAGGAGCCCCAUACAAUGCUUUGGUUGGGAAGGACUCAACAAGAGGAGUUGCAAAGAUGUCUCUGGAUCCAGCAGACCUUACGCAUGACAUAACAGGACUCACAGAAGAGGAACUCAAGUCCCUGGAUGAUAUCUUCAAUAAUGUUUAUAAGGCCAAAUACCCAAUUGUUGGCUAUACUUCUCGACGAAUCCUGAAUGAGGAUGGCAGCCCCAAUCUAGACUUCAAACCUGAAGAUCAGCCACAUUUCAACAUUAAAGAUGAGUUUUGAGGAACAUUUCUUUUCUGUUCCUAGGGAAUAUUAGCUUGAUUCCCUGUUGUUUGAGGUUCAUUACAACAAUUAGCUCUCAUGAGUCAAUUUUCUGUUCAGAAAAUAGUGUAUGUGUGCACACACGUAGUUUAGAGGAAACAAACAGAUCUGGAUCAGUGUCAUACACUUGGCUCUUUGCUCUGGAUUACAGGAACUAUUUCAUAUGAGAGUUCUUUCUGCCUGGAUUUGUCUGUUUACGAAGUGUGUAAUGUGAAAUUACAUUGUUUAGAAGAGAUAAGGAAGUUUUUAAUAGCUGAAACAUGACUGGUCUUCUUUUUUAAAUCCCAACUUGUUUCCCACUCCUUGGAAAAGUGUGAAUGCCUUAUCUAACAUCUUGCCCCAGUGCCUUGAACUAACAUCAGUUCUCUGUGCUUCAGGUGAGUGUAGGUAUCAGAUGUACAGACAGGUGUAAUAGAGGCUUACAUUUUAAAAAGCACUGUGGGAUUUAAUAUUUGAUCAUACUGAAUCUCAAUAUUUGAGAGUACUGAAUCUGAACCCACUCAAUCUCUUUAAAUGCAGUUACUGUGGAAGAUUUAGGCAAAGCCUACAGCUGUAAACCAAGAAAAAUAAAUCUUUUUUCCCCCAUAAGAACUACUGUAAGAUUUUAGGACUAUUAUUAUGUUAGUUUUGAAUAAAUGACACAUUACUUUUGUUAAUUAAUAAAGACCUACGUCUGCAUUAGAUUAUGAUGAUUUCCUUGUAGCUUCCUCCACUCUGACACAUAAAGGAAAUUGUAGCCCACUGUUUCGCACAUACUCACACAGCACGGGUUUAUUGUAAUGGUUUAGUAUCCUGUGGAUAUUGUUAGCAUCUUUCUAUUGACAACUGCAGCUCUCAUUUUUCAUUUCUAUUAGUUUUUCUUUGUUCUUACUCUAGCUUCAUCCUUGCUGUUGCCAUGAAGUGUGCAUUCAUCCGUGUCUCUUCUUUUAACCUAAUAUAAAGCUGCACAUCCUGAUGGAUGAAAGCAGGGCCCUUUACCAGGUUUCUCUGGCAGGCUUUCAGCAACAAGAGAGCCCUAAAAGCACGUGCUAUGUAAAUUGCUGCUAGUCACUGACUUUCACUAACUUAAGGAGAAUGUAAAUUGCUGCCAAUUCUGUAUUAAUAAUAUAGAUAAAAAUACAGUUCUGUAUUUUGUUCUAUUUCUUUAGCAUUUUGGCCAUUUCCUUUGAAGGAAAGGUUUUAUUAGCUGAUUCUCCACUAUAUGGUUUGCAGGGGCCUGUCAGCUGAAUAACCAGAAAAGCUGUUUCUAUUUAUUUGUCCUUUCUUUCACAAUGUUACAGAUCUCUAAACUUGGUUUGUGUCUUAACGACAGAUCUCUUCAUUUGCAGGAGGGACUCCAUGGGCCCCCCUGCUGUUGGAUGGUGCUCUGGGGUGGAAUAAAUAACACCUAAGAAAAUA